Molecule: messenger RNA, 2907 nt
Organism: Esox lucius (northern pike)
Lineage: Eukaryota; Metazoa; Chordata; Actinopteri; Esociformes; Esocidae
Exons: 5
Coding region: 23-979 (318 amino acids)
Biological process (GO): response to bacterium
Source: RefSeq, a predicted model, not a curated record
CUCAAGACAAGUUGUGAAGAGGAUGAAAACCUUAGAGAUGAUCGCCGUCUGUCUGAUAUCUACAUUUCUCAGGGAGAUGGCCGGGGCUGAAUCAUUCCUACACCAAGAGAAAGGCUUAAUGUCAGCCAAUAUUGGAGACACAGUGACUUUGCGCUGCUUCUACAAGGGUGAAUCUGCAGUAACGUCGUCCUGGUACAAGCAAUCCUUGGGAGAUAAACUUAAUCUCAUCUCCACCAUGUAUAUGUUCAGCAGCACUGGGCAGGUCUUAUACGAUGAGUUUAAGGAUGAAAAUCGCUUCUCAAUAGAAGGCGGCCAAGGACAAAAUCACUUGAGGAUCUCAAAUGUUGAACUCACUGAUUCAGCUACAUACUUCUGUGGAGUUGGUUACAGCAACAUGGUGGAGUUUGGACAAGGAGCAAUUCUCAAUGUAAAAGGUUCAGAGCGGAGAGGAAACAUUUCUGUGCUCCAGCAGCCUGUGUCUGAAUCAGUCCAUUCUGGAGACUCUGUGACUCUGAACUGUACAAUAAACACUGGGACCUGUGAAGGAGAACACAGUGUCUAUUGGUUCAGACAUGACUCAGGAGAAUCUCCUCCAGGAAUCAUUUAUACCAAUGGAGACAGGAGUGGUCAGUGUAUGAAGAGACCUGAGUCUGGGUCUCCUACACAGAGCUGUGUCUACAACCUCCCCAAGAGGAACCUCAGCCUCUCUGAUACUGGGACUUACUACUGUGCUGUGGCCUCAUGUGGAGAGAUACUGUUUGGGAAUGGAACAAAUCUGGAGGUCAAAGGACAUGACUCUCCAACUAGGGGUCCUAACAUUUCCCAGUCAAAUGCAGGGAAACAUGACGCAGACAACGUUCAAUAUGCAGCUCUGAAUCUGAACGACAAGAGGGGCCGGUCGAAAAGACACAGAAGCAACAUGGAAGAGGAGACGACGGCCACAUACGCUGGAAUUAGACUGCAGACCUGGACGGAUUAAUCAAUUUCCAGUUUAUUUUUUUUCUUCAGCUGUUAAUAUCAAAAUUUAAUAAGAUCAUUCAACAAAUACAUAUGCAGUGAAAUGCAAUUAACCUGCAACCACAAAGACUCAGAGUCCUCGUUUUCCACAGACAUUGAUCAAACUGCAAUUUCACUUAAUUUCUGAAACUAAAUCAUAUUUUCUCAAGUUUUUGCUCAGUGCGUACAAUCCUGAGAUAUUGCUUUCCCCCUAUUGAUACUCUCAACUGUCUCAGAUGUAAUGGUUUUCUUUUCACACAGCCCUCUAGUGACACUGGGUGGGUGUUACUUUCCAGUGACAGAAACGUAGACAUUUCCACUGUAGUCAAAUGUUUUCUGAUUGAUGUGAAGUUAGGUUGUCCUUUGUUUGGUCAACGGAAUUUAUUUUGGACUCUUGUAAAAUAACCUUCACAGUGUAAGUGGCACAACAGCCACUACAACUGGAGUACAGGCCGUGUUCAGUCAUCAUUCCAUAUUCAGUCAUCAUUCCAUAUUCUGUCAUCAUUCCAUAUUUGGUCAUCAUUCCAUGUUCAGUCAUCAUUCUAUAUUCAGUCAGCAUUCCAUAUUCUGUCAUCAUUCCAUGUUCAGUCAUUAUUCCAUAUUCAGUCAUCAUUCCAUAUUCUGUCAUCAUUCCAUAUUUGGUCAUCAUUCCAUGUUCAGUCAUCAUUCUAUAUUCAGUCAGCAUUCCAUAUUUGGUCAUCAUUCCAUGUUCAGUCAUUAUUCUAUAUUCAGUCAUCAUUCCAGGUUCAGUCUAUCAUUCUAUUCUAGUGUAUAUUUUUUUUUGCUCUUUAAGACAAAGGCCUACUGAUUGCGUGUGAAUAACUAUACCUCACAUACAAUACAUACAGUUGCACCGCGGUUGGCAGUGUUAUGAAAUGUAGCCCGUCUCUAAGCAUUGGUAAGAUCUGAUGGACUUUUGCAUGCUGGGUCUUCUGUGUUCUCUCUAUGUGUGGUUUUCAACAGGAUGUGUCAGUGGGGUUAAGUCAGUUCUCUUAAAUGUUUUUUAGCAACAGUAAACCACCCUUUUUAUGAGGCAGAUUGAUAUCUGUAAUGUCUGAAGAAAUCUCAGAAAAACCACAAAGUAUUUGUUCAUUUUACCAACAGAUCUGAAGUGCGAUGUACAGUACAGACGGGUGAUAGAUUAAAGGAAAAACAACGAGCCACCAGAAUUGUUGGGACACCCCUAGCCGUCAGAACAACUUCAAUGUGUCUUUGUUUAGAUUCAGCAAGUCUCUGGAACUCAGUGAUAGGUGUUCUGAAGAUGGUGGUGAAGAGCACUUUGUAACAAGUCGGUCCAAAAGCUCCCAUAGGUGUUCAAUUGGGUAGUGAUCUUUAGUUUUCAUACUAAGCAAACCAUUCAGUGACCCCUUGUGCCCUGUGGAUGGGGGCGUUGUCUUCCUGGAAGAGACCACUCCCAUCAGGAUGGACGUUUUUCACCAUAGGAUAAAGGUGGAUCAUUCAGAAUAACUUUGUAACGAUUUGCUCUUCCCUCCGAGGGGACGAGUGGACCCAAAAUAUGCCAGAAAAAUAACAUUAGAGAAGUUAUAAUUUCUUCAGGCUUUUCCUUUAAUUCCUCACCCAUUUGGAUCAUCAUAUAGGAUUAGAGAAAAAGUGUUAAUUUAAUCACAUCAAGGAAACAUUCAUAUUUUGAAUGCUUCUUACAAGGGAACACUGUUGUUACUGAACUGUUUUUGACCACAUUUGGUUUAUGUUUGGACUGGGGUGACAGACAGACAGUAGGGGUGCUGCAUAUGUUCUGGCUGGCUUAGUUCUGGCUUGGUUAUGAAUGACAGUUUUGGGGCUCUGUUCAUAAAUAGCUAAUGUGUUUGGAUAUUUAUUGUUAAGCAAUCAUCAUUCAAACAUUUUCUUGUCUCCUUGGAUCUUGUUUAUUCAUAAACUUAUCUUUGGCUA